CACACCAAUCACAAGCAAAAUCAGCCACCGUUUGGCCAUGCUUUGCCGCCCUCUCACUGUGUCUGUCUGCCACUCUCUCCGCCGCCAUGUGAAGCAACAGCCACCCCUCCCCUUCACCGCCCGUCACUCCGCUUGGCCCAGCGAUGCGUUUCGGGUCGUGAGCGUUGUUCCAUCUGCCUGAUACACACAGACAAAGCAGUGCAAGUAACGAGAAGGCUCUCGGGCGGGGAGAUACACAUGAUACACAUACAAACACACACCAUGAGAGCUCUUUGAGUGUCUGCCCGUCACCUUGCCCACCCUCCCGUACAGUGAAAGAGUGAGUGAGCAUUUUUGCAAUGCAAUGGCUCUCAGGAGCUUGCCGACGCCUCUCCCUCCACCCUUUGACAGCCUCCUGCUGCCUGUUGGUAGUUGACAGUCAUCUUUCGAGUCGGCUGGCUUCAGCGGCCGAUGUCAGCCGGUCCUCUGCCGUCACUGUCGACUCAUCCAAUGCAUCGCCGCCCCUCUGCACAUGAGAGAGCCUAUCAAACAGCGAUGAACCAGCCUCACUCCUGCCGUGUUUUUUUGUUUGUUUGUUGGCCUCAGGUGAGAUGAUGGUCUCGAGAUCAGCGCGUGACGAUCUUGGCCAAAAGUCGCGUUUAGAUGCAUCUGCGACAAUUGUGGUGCAUCCUUCUCUGUCGUGCGGCUCCCGCAAAGCGUCCAAGCGACAGCCAUUGAUAUCCUCGGCCACAGAGCGAGUAGAGAAAGCUUUCUUUGCCCUUCCCCCCACCAAUUCAACCAGAGGGCGCCGCCAUCAGCUCACCUGAGCCACCAUAAUGCCGCCCUCCUCGGCCGACAAAGUCAAGGUCCUGAUUAGAAAUCGUCAGAGCUACCGCACCCGCCACCCCGACACCAUCCCGCAGCGUGUUAACAAGGCCGCCCAUGGAAGGUGCCACGGUGGGGAUUUGAGGGCUUCGCCAGCUACCUGCAGGUCUUUGCCCACCUGCUGCACUUCAGCGCCCGCCAGCACUUCCAGAACAUCCACAUCACCAUCCCACUGCAGGUGGCCCUGCCCCGGUUCUGCGAGUACGCCGACCUCACUCACGGCCAGGUGCGGGUCACCGACCAGUGGAACAUCAAGUGGAUAUUUGCAGACAUGAUCAUCAUCAUCUGGUGCCUCUGCCCCAAGGUCAUCGUCUGCAUCAUCAUCUGGAUCAAAUGCGUCCUAUUCCCCAUCUACAAGCUGAUCAAGCAGCGCAAGGACGCCGUCCUCAAGGUCGUCAACGGGCGGGCCAUCCUCUUCAAGCAGGGCCUCUACUACUACCUCGAGAUGGUCAAGAAGAACGGAGGCGGCCCGGCCCCUCCCCUCCGUCUGCCCCGCUGCUUCUGUGCCAUCGCCGAGCUCUUCCGCCUCACGCCCGUCGAGCGCUCGUUCGUCAAGGGCAACAACCUGCCGGCAAGGGACGACAGCUCCAAGACCAACAACCAACAGGAGAUGCGGGACAGGGCCAGAGAGAUGGUCGAGGCCAGCACCACCAUCCACCCAAACCUCAAGGCCGUCAUCCUCAAGUGGUUCGACGAGUGGCCGCUGCCGCCCUGCCAGUUCUCAGAGGAGAUCCGCGGCAAGUCCUACCUCAUCACCGACCCAGCCAACUGCAUUGGCCUGAUGCCGGCGCUGUUCGGCAUCAACGACGACACGGGUGCGGUGCCCGAGGGAUGGGACCUCACGGCCCAUCACCUCGGGAUCAUCCUCAAGAGGUAAGCAGCGAAGCGAGGGAGACACACACCACAUGCAUGCAGCGGUGAUGCUGUGUGUCUAUCUUCCCAUAGCUUUGAGAACAAGAACCCCAUCAACGAGGAGUGGGAGGACGAGGCGGAGGAGGUGGAGGGCCGCAUCAAACACGCCCUGCAGCACCUGACGGACCACAACGUCAUCGGCCGCCUGCGCCUCUCCGACACAACCCGCCGCAUCAAGGCCGAGCUGGCUUAGGGGGACAACGACGACGAGGACGGCGAGGACGAGUAGAGCAGAGGCACCAGAUGGUGAUGCAUGUUGGUC
Molecule: messenger RNA, 2038 nt
Organism: Vitrella brassicaformis
Lineage: Eukaryota; Vitrellaceae
Source: the annotation of a GenBank genome assembly